AUGGGUUUCACCAGAAAUGUCGCGGCUGUGGCUGCUUUUGUCUCUCUUGUGUCUGCACAGAAAGUUCUCCCUGUCGAUGAGAUUCCUUUCAUUGGAGCAAAUGUGUUCGAGGUGAGCGAUGCCGCGCUCAUCAACUACACCUUGUCCUACAAGCCUCCUUUUGAAGCAUCUCAGUACGAUGGAUACUAUUACUGGUCGGUCAACAAUCAGACCGUCAGUACUGCGAACUUCACCGGGCACGAUACUGCACAGGGCUACAACGUCCCUGAUGGCUCCUAUACCAUGUACCCUUACUUUCAAGUAGGAGAGGGGAGCCCCAAGCCUAUCAACAAGACCAAGCUCUUCGGUGAAUGCGAGAACAAACAAGUUGAGCAGCGCAAGCAUCCUCGGGAUCUAUGCUCCGCUGAAAAGCCAUGCACUGGCAAUUUCAAGAAGAUCCUGCACAUUGUCUUCGAGAACGAAGUGUAUGGCUGGACCAUGAGUGAUCCCUACUGGAAGCUUCUGAGCACCAAGGGCAAGCUUUUGAGCAACAGCCACGGAAUCACACAUCCAUCCCUGCCCAACUAUGCCGCCAUCCUGGCAGGUGACUUUUUCGGCAUGGCGAAUGAAGACUUCUACAACGUCAACUCCACAACUAUCUACGACCUGCUAGACGCUGAAAAUGUCAGCUAUGCCACCUACAGCGAGUGGUACAGCCCAGCCGUCACCCACCGCGGAGACAAAGACUGCAACAACUACAUCUUCAACGGCCCGAUUGACAACACCAACCCAGACUGGAAUUCGCAGGUAUACCGACGCCUAGACGUUCCCGCUCUGCUAUUCAGCACCUACACCUCCAGCUACGAGCGCUGCACCAAGAUGUACGAUGCCAACAAAACCUUCCCCGAACACGUCAAAUCACACACACUCCCCGAGUACACCUUCUACGUUCCUGACAUGCUUCACAACGGCCACGACCCCAUGUCGGACAGCGACUACGUGCACCAGCCCCAGACCAGCGGCUCGUGGUUCAACUCCUGGCUAGACCUGUAUCUGCCUGACCUGGAGGCGCAGGGUACCCUUGUGGUCCUGACCUUCGACGAGGCUACCUGGGAAAACGACGAUGACUAUAUCCCCAAUAACGAUAAUCAUAUGGUCACUAUGCUAUUCGGUGCUGGGGUUACCCCCAAUACCACGGAUGAUACCUAUAUCACCCAUUAUGGGUUCAUGCGUGGGGCUAUCCAGAACUUUGGUCUGGGUUCUCUCGGGCGGAACGAUACCAAUGCUACUAAUGGUAAUCUGUAUGAUCUGGUGUACUAG
Molecule: messenger RNA, 1299 nt
Organism: Penicillium nucicola
Lineage: Eukaryota; Fungi; Ascomycota; Eurotiomycetes; Eurotiales; Aspergillaceae
Exons: 1
Coding region: 1-1299 (432 amino acids)
Biological process (GO): phospholipid catabolic process
Molecular function (GO): hydrolase activity, acting on ester bonds
Source: RefSeq, a predicted model, not a curated record